Carcharodon carcharias (great white shark) is the source of this 4901-nucleotide messenger RNA. Its product is annotated as histone deacetylase complex subunit SAP130-like. The record is from RefSeq and is a predicted model, not a curated record. Lineage: Eukaryota; Metazoa; Chordata; Chondrichthyes; Lamniformes; Lamnidae. Gene Ontology annotation, cellular component: Sin3-type complex. Gene Ontology annotation, biological process: negative regulation of transcription by RNA polymerase II. The transcript has 21 exons. Bases 146 to 3409 code for a protein of 1087 amino acids.
CUCCGCCAAUCAGAGCUCCGGUUGUUCAGGCCGUCGUCGAUGGCUCGCGGAGUCUGUGGAAGCGAGAAGAGGGUAGAGUGACCGGGAGAGGAGAGGCCGGCACAGCAAGCCACCUUAGCUCACCGGGGAAUACCCUGAGGAUCGAAUGAGCACCCAGCAGUUUCCAAGGCCUGGUGUACCAGCAUCAGGCCUGGGAGCAGGCCAGCCUUCCAUCACCAGUAUGCAGAACAGCAGCGGUCCAGGGGCACCGGGCAACAAUACCGUAACAGCUGCCAGUGAGGAGAUGAAUCGGGAUGUGGAACACUUGCCCCGUGAGCAUUCUAACCCUAUAUCUUCACUGCCGUUUCGAGAUGAGAAGCAGGAGACUGUGGUGGUUAGGCCUUACCCACAGGUGCAGACCCAUGCACAGCCGCUGCCAGCAGCCCAGCACCAUAUGCAGCAGCCUGGUGUGCCUGUAACCCUAGGUGCUCCUCCCACACACUUAGCACAGACCACUCAGCUUUCCUUCCCGGAAGGACUCAUGAAGACAACACUGAAGCCGCCCUUGCCCAGUCGGCCCAUUGCUCCGGCUCCGUCAUCUGGCCUAGGACACUUGACUGUUCCUCCGAAAGUUUCAGGACAUGUAACUGUUAGCAUGGACACUGGUGUACCACAGGCCUCUGCAAUCCCCGUAGCUACAAUCAGUGGGCAGCAGGGGCAUCCUAACAUCCCACAUAUAAUGGGCGCCAAUGUGCAAAUGUCAAUCAUCCGAAACUCAGUUCCAGCUUCGCUCCAUAUUGGACCAUCCACAGCACAGACGCAGAUGUUCUCAUCCCAUGUGCCUAGAGGUGCAGCAGUCGCAGCAGCAAUAUCAAGUUCCAAAGUAACUACAGUCCUACGUCCUGCUCCAGCACCACUACCAACAGCUGGGAAUCCUCAGACUGCUGUGCAGCACUCUCUGCACCUACCUAUACAGUCUCGCCCUCCUUCAACCACCUCUACAGCAAUCCCUCCAGCAGUGGUAGCCACAGUAUCUGCAACACGAGCACAGUCUCCUGUCAUUACAACAGCAGCAGCUCAUGGGACAGAAGUAGCACACAGUAGACCAGCACUGACCAUCCAACCUCACCCAUCCGCUGCUACAAUUAGCAUCCAGCGCACUCAGCAACCCAGGGAUACAACAGCUCGAAUCACAUUACCUUCCCACCCUGCAGUGGCUGCCCAGAAACCACAGCUCCACAUAACACAGAAAACAAUGUUCAGUACCGGGACACCAGUUGCUGCUGCUACUGUGGCACCCAUACUCUCCACAAAUUCAAUCCCCUCUACCACAGGUCAGGGUGCAGUUUCCCAUGCUCAAGUGACGAGCAGUACAAUCGUUAAUAUGACGAUGGCUUCUCACACACCACAUGCUCCUGUAGUCACCACUUCUACUAUUCCCGUCGCAAAAGUUGUUCCUCAACCAAUAACCCACACUUCCCCACGGAUCCAGCCUGACUAUACAACAGAAAGGGGGAACUUGAUCUCCAUACCUGGUCAUAGGGCCUCACCUAACCCUGUUACCAUGGAAACACGAACUGAGAACAGGCAAGUACCUGUGCAGUUCCAGUAUUAUCUGCCAGCUUACCCACCAUCAGCUGCCAUCCCUGGCUACCCAACACUGGCACACACCUUUACCCCAAUAACUAGCACUGUGUCCACUAUACGGCAAUACCCAGUUUCAGCACAAGCACCGAGCUCUGUAUCUGCAGCAGCGAUCGCAGCUCAAGCAGGUGUGGGUGUGGCCUCCACUGUCCAUUUGAACCCUAUGCAACUGAUGACUGUGGACACCACGCAUGCACGUCACAUUCAGGGGCUCCAGCCUGCAUCGAUCAGUGCCCAGGGGCUACAGCCUACUUCAAUUGGCCCCCAAGGCAUUCAGCCAGCUCCACUUGGGGCACAGGGGAUUCAGUCAACAUCUAUUGGCACCCAAGCUAUGCAACCUGCAACACUCGGCCCUCAACAGACUACAGAGAACAAACCAGCAGUGGUGUUAACAGAUGGGGCCACCAUUGUAGCCAAUCCCAUUAGCACAUUUAGUGCAACGCCUGCUGUCACCACUGUGAUCCAGACCCACACUCAGAGCAACAGUACGACUGCUCCAGCACAGGGAUCUUCGCCACGACCCAGCAUCCUACGCAAGAAGCCAGCCUCAGAUGGUAUGGCUGUCCGGAAAAGCCUCAUUCCUCCACAGCCAACAGAGGCUACAAGCCCUCGCUUAGAUGGCACAAUGCGGAAUGCAUCAGGAUCCCCACGACCAGUUGGUGCCAAAUCAAAACCAGAGAUCCACGUUUCCAUGACCGCACCAGUGGCUGUUGCAAUGGAAGCGGUCAGCAAUCAGAACGUGGAGCAAAUGCCUGGGCCUGGCCAGCCAAAUUCUCAGCAGCCUCAGCCACCAAUCCCAACCCUCAUUGCAGCAGCAGCAGCCCCUCAUCCUCAACCUACUGCCUUGUCCACUGUUACAGCGGCUGUGUCUGCCACUCCUCCAAGUUCAGUCUCCAUGGCUACAGUGGUAGCUCCUCCAUCGCAGCCAGUCGCCAUUUCUGUUCCUGUCUCCAUGAGCUCAGCAUUACCAGAGGUUAAAAUCAAGCAAGAGAGCGAACUAGUGGACACACUGCAACCUGUAUCAGUUACUGUAUCAUCGUCACAGUCCAUGUCAGUGACAUCAACUGCUCUAACUCCAAUGGUGAACAACCUCGGCCUUCCUGGUAACGAGCUGCCGCCUGGUGCUUCCCCCCGGAAGAAACCCCGCAAACAGCAGCACAUCAUCUCCACAGAAGAGACUGAAAUGAUGGAAACAAACAGCACGGAUGAGGAAAAGAACAGCAGCAGCAAGCCGGUACUCCUUAAACCAGAAAAAAGGAAAUCGCCUCCAAAAGAAUACAUAGAUGAAGAGGGUGUGAGGUAUGUUCCUGUCCGCCCUCGACCCCCAGUCACGUUACUUCGACAUUACAGGAACCCCUGGAAAGCAGCUUACCAUCAUUUUCAAAGAUAUAGUGAUGUGAAAGUCAAAGAGGAGAAAAAGCCCACACUGCAGGAGAUAGCCAAUCAGAAAGGAAUUGUCUGCAAGGCCCAAGGUUGGAAAGUGCACCUCUGUGCUGCACAACUCAUGCAGCUGACUAGUUUGGAACAUGAUGUUUACAGUCGAUUGGCUUCGUUGCAAGAGGGUCUGAUUCCAAAGAAGAAAGCGGCUGCAGAUGAUGACAUGCAUCGAAUCAACGAGCUGAUUCAGGGGAACAUGCAACGCUGCAAACUGGUUAUUGACCAGAUCACUGAGGCCAAAGACACAAUGAUGAAGGUUCUGGAUCAUAAAGAUAGAGUUCUAAAGCUCCUCAACAAAAAUGGCACAGUCAAAAAGGUGUCCAAAUUAAAGAGGAAAGAGAAGUCCUAAAACCUCAUAUCCUCAUAUUGGAUAGUAACUGUGUUUUAAAGCCACUGUAUAGAUGUUUAGUUUGGUAUCUGAAUAAAGCAGAGGUUUGCAGAUGAUGGAUGGGUUCCACCGAACACAAACACUGCUGCGGUGUGUCUGGGGAUUGCAGCAAAACAAGCACUCAUCUUCUCAAUAGCGCUUCCAUUGUUAAUCAGACAGCGUAUAGUUGAUUUGUAAAUUUUGCCCCCCACCUCCUUUUAAAAUUGCGAGAACCUAUAAAAAGGUUUUGAUUUUCAUCCAACCCAAUUUAGAUGAUUUUAUGGUUACACAGGUUGUCCUCUGAGCUGAAACACCAGGGCUUCCUCCUCCUACAUUUUUGAUGGGUGAUAACUAUUCUGAAACAACAGAUUCACAUUGGCCAGCAGUUUUUCUGUUAAUUUUGUAUCUUUGAGCAGUGCAUUUUAUACUUAUCCAUUUAUUUUAAUAAAUGACAGCUCAUCACUUCUGUUGAUUUACAGGGCAGAGAGCAUGCAUAUUCUCUAGAUGCUCAUCGUGAUUAACAGCCCCAGUCAGCUGCUGGAAUUAGUGGGAUGGCUAUAGAUUAGGUGGGAAUAAUGGUUCCAGUUCAAUGCCCGCAGCUCGUGACCAUGCAGUGCAAAGUAGGUGUAAGAGGAAGAGGUCCCCAAUCAGAGUUUGUUUGUCCUCUACAGCAUGUGUUCUCUUCUACAGGUAGAUGAGGUAGGUCUUAUUUGAUGGAUUUAAUGGCCAUCCUUGGUGCUUGCAGGACAUGACUCAUGGUCCUAAAAGUCUGUCCCAGUUAGUGGUCUGCAAUGACAACUGGGAGUGACUCGAACUACUUGAAUAUUUUCUCAAUGAGAAAAAGAAAAUCCCUAUAAUUUUCAUUUUUUAAUUUAGAGGGAAAAAAUGGAGGUGUUUGCAAAUCAAGCCCAUCUGCUGGUGGGCUCUGUGUAUCUUGAGUUUGAUGUGGCUCUCAAAAGGAUGUGGAACAGAAUUUUAAAUCUGUUACAAAGAAUAGCUUUAUGCUUUCGGUUCACAGUGUGCAGAGGAAGUCUGUUCUCUGCAUCCUUUGCUCCCCCACUGGGGUGAGUAGAACUGAGUGGUGAAUCGUUACAGUGCAGUUCUUGUUUUUCUCAUACCAGGUUGCUAUGUUGGUGAAGUACAGAAUCUAACCAUGUGAUGGUCCUUCUAUCUGAACUUUUAAAAAGUGAAAUAACUAGGUUUUUUUAAAAACAAAAAAUGAAAGCCUCCACGUUUCUUGGUAGACUUGGCAGCAUUUCUUCCCCCCUCCCACACACCGGUCACCUCUUAACCUACAUAUAAUAUGUUUGGUGUUUGGACCUGUAGUAUUUGUAACUGAGAUGGUUCAGUAUGUAAAGCCUGGGCUGCUCCUGUUGUGUGGUGAUCUUGUGUGAAAUGUUUGUAGUUUGUGUUGCAGUUUCUUGUACAUAUACACUUGGAGAUCAUUAAUAAACAGUACAAGCUUUUAUACCAA